Bursaphelenchus xylophilus (pine wood nematode) is the source of this 2103-nucleotide messenger RNA. Lineage: Eukaryota; Metazoa; Nematoda; Chromadorea; Rhabditida; Aphelenchoididae. The record is from the annotation of a GenBank genome assembly.
AUGGCCGGAGUAGAGAACGCAAAAACGAAGAAAAUCUAUGCCCCGGAGGUGGAUAAGACCCGCUAUCGGCGGUACACGGUGAAGGAGGACAUGAUGAUGAUAAAGUUUUUUAUAAAAGAGUAUAAAGCUGGUAACCCGGCGGCCCAAGUCAGACAGAGCUUACGGUUAUGGGAUCUGUUUGUCAGGGAAAAGAACUGGGACCGAUUGUCGGUGGCUGUGGAGUCUCAGUGAGUUUUUUAUUUACAUUGAUCCCAUGAUUAGUUUGGAUGACAGUUCUCCAUUAUUAAUCGAAAAAUUUCAGUUUCCGAAAGCGAAUUCUCAAAAAGUUGUUCAAGUUUGAUAUAAAAGCCAAAGAUAUGUUUCUUAUUGCGCGUCAGUUUGAGCUCACGUUGACUGACGGCCAGAAAAAAUCGUAAGUUUAUUUUUUUUUUUUUUAUAUAUAUAUAUGAAAUGUACAACAAGUUUGAUUAUUUUCUUUAUAAUAAUUUUCAGACUGGAGGAAAGGUUCAACUGCAAAAUAAAAACGAAUGAGGCUGGAGUGCUCCUUGAGGCCUAUGACUGUAAGAGUGGCAAACCGUUGCAUAUACGGAAAGUACGCCUUCCACAAGUUGAAGAGCCAAGAGAACCGACUGUGGAGCCGAAUCCGCCCCGGGAAUCAAGAGAGUCAUCAGUUUCGUCAAGAAGAAGAAAAAAAGAGGCAUCCCUGGAUCAAAGGUAACAAAGAUUGUUGAAUAAACUGGCUCUAGAGGCGGCAAUCAUAUGUUUUGUUAGUAUAUAUUACAAUCCCUUACGUAAUGCUUUCAGUCCUGCCGCAACUAAUCCAAAGCGCCCAAGACUUGAUGAUUAUGACAAUGCCCAGACCUAUGCUCCUCCUUCUGAACAUGGCGAGGAAGAACCUAACCAAACAACUCGGGAGAUGACACCAGGAAGUCUGGCGGAGUAAGUUUUUUCUUCUGACUUAUCACUACAAUUUGCUCAUUAUUUUAAUUCAAAAUUUCUUCAGAAGUUUCGCCGCAGCUGAUGAGAAUUCUGAUGACGAAUUUCCGGUCCCAAGAUAUCUUCCAAUUCGUCCAGCAGUAGCUCAGAGAGCUCAGAUUGACGAGUCAUCGGUGUACGAGCGUGUCAGAAGGUCUCUUCAGCACCGACUAGAAGCAAUCUUUGACGGAAAUCUAGCGCCAGAAAUGCUGGAUGACAUGCCGUUGUUUCAGGAAGCUGAAGGGUGCACCGAGAUGAUUCAAAUGGUAAGGAUUGAGUUUUAUCAUUUUUUUUGUAUUUCCUCUGUUUUUCGUAUCUUAUUUUAAUAUUAUUUCGAAAACUUAUGGGUUCUAUUUUUAGCUCAAACAAAUUACGAUGACGAUUUUCAAUGGGUCUGAAGAGGACGUGGACAACUUUGAUGAGAGAUUUGGAGCUCUGCAGAUUGAGCCAGCCUCUCCUCAAAUGACUUCCACUCCAUUAAACAGGGAUCGGACCUCCAUGAGACAUUUUCUCAAUGAUGUUACGGUAAGUACUGUUUCAAAUUGACAUAUCACUUCUAAUAAAGACUUGAAGGUGAUCUUUAAGCCUUGAAAAAAAAUUUAUGCAUAAAAUUUUCUAAUCUUUCAGAAUGAUGCCGAUGCAACUCUCCGUAUGACUUCCCCUGUCCAUGCUCAUCGUUUGCCGGAAGAUUUCGACCAAGACGAACAUCGAAAUAUUGUUAACGAUGAUAUUAAUCGGACCGCUGAGCCACAAGAAUUUAUGGAAAAGAGUCCAGGGCCACAAGAAUCUCCGGAAAACAAUCAAACAGUUGAGAUGCAAGAAUUCGAGGAAUAUUUAGAAAAAAAUCAAGAAUUAGAGCCACAGGAGUUUGAGAAAAAUAAUUCUGCAAUUGAGCCGCAACAAUUUCAAGAACAAGUCAUUGUCGGAGAACCUGCAUCAAAUUUGGGUAUAUCUCAUCAACCUUUGCAAAAGACUUUGCCUACAACACCCAUUGAGAACAGAAUCCCUGAAGUGGAUUCUUCAAGCAGAACAGACGUCGGCCUUUCCAGGGCUCACCUUAGCUUUCCACGGCCAGCUGAAGAUCAAGUCCUUGAGUUCCUGAGGAGAAUGGCGCGGAAGACCAAGUAG